AUGAUCCACAACCUUUCCAUAGUACGAACCGCAUUGCCCCGAAUCAAUCUUCGUCCUAUCUACACUUUGACGGCAAGAUGGCGUUCACUGCGCACUCUGGAAGAUAGCAGCUUGCACACCUUCCGCGAUAAUGCCUUUAUCCCGUCGAAGCCAGCUCUGCUACCCAAAGCACAUUUCAUUGCACUUCCAAGCAUACAGAAGUGGUUCCGCACCACCCAAGAUGGGACGGGAGGAGUGGCUCUCAACUACUCGCAUCUCAGCAAGUUCGGUGAUGCCAUCGUGCCUCUAGAGUUUACACGUCUGUCUACAGCAUCUGCCGCGAACCAGUACGAAGACUCCUUCCAGCGGGCCGACGUGCCUUUGUACAUAUUCCUGGAAUGGACCAAAUCUGCAUCCUGGGAGACUUCAGAGCGACUGUAUCUCGCACAGGCUUCUUUUGCUAAUCUACCAGAAGCUUUGAAAGUGGACUUGCCCACGCCUGAGAUCGUGGCAAAUUCUGGUAUAGGCGAUAUCUAUGAUACGAAUAUCUGGAUGGGUAUUCCACCCACCUACACACCACUCCAUCGUGAUCCUAACCCAAACCUCUUUGUACAACUCGCCGGUCAUAAGAUUGUUCGAAUCCUGCCCCCAGAGAUCGGGGACAAGGUCUUCGAACAGGUCCAAAAUGCUUUGGGCCGAUCAGGGUCCGCAGCCUUCAGAGGAGAAGAUAUGAUGAAGGGGGAGGAAAAGAGAUUGCUCGAGGACCAACUCUGGAAUGAUACUUCCGUACUGGACGAGGCCGGCGAGGGUGGAUAUGAAGCACAUGUUGGGAGAGGCGACGGUCUAUUCAUCCCGAAAGGAUGGUGGCAUAGUGUCAAGGGCGUAGGCGACGGAAUCACGGGAUCUGUGAACUGGUGGUUCCGGUGA
Letharia columbiana is the source of this 906-nucleotide messenger RNA. RefSeq lists its product as uncharacterized. The coding region runs from base 1 to 906 and encodes 301 amino acids. The transcript is spliced from 2 exons. NCBI's taxonomy places the organism in Eukaryota, Fungi, Ascomycota, Lecanoromycetes, Lecanorales, Parmeliaceae. Gene Ontology annotation, molecular function: 2-oxoglutarate-dependent dioxygenase activity. The record is from RefSeq and is a predicted model, not a curated record.